GCCCCCCGCCUCCCGCCUCCCGCUCCAGCUCCCGCCGCCGCCGCCCGGCUGCAGCGCCGACUCCGCGCCCGCCGCCGCCCCGCGCCGGCCGCUCGCGCACCUGUUGGAAGCACCGAAACAGCCAGGGGCGCUGCAUGAGGGGCCGCAGGGGCGACCGCAUGACCAUCAACAUCCAGGAGCACAUGGCCAUCAACGUGUGCCCCGGGCCCAUCCGCCCCAUCCGCCAGAUCUCCGACUACUUCCCCCGCCGGGGCCCGGGGCCUGAGGGGGGCGGCGGGGGCUUCGGGGAGGGCCCGACGGGGCUGGCGCCCCUCGCCCUGGGCCCCCCCGCCACGCUCCUGGGGGCCACCACGCCCGAGGAGGGAGCGGAGGUGGACAGCUACGACUCGGAUGACACCACCGCGCUGGGCAUGCUGGAGUUCGAUCUGCUGUAUGACCAGGCCUCAUGCACACUGCACUGUAGCAUCCUCAGGGCCAAGGGCCUCAAGCCCAUGGAUUUCAAUGGCCUUGCCGACCCUUAUGUCAAGUUACACCUGCUUCCUGGAGCCUGCAAGGCCAACAAGCUCAAAACGAAGACUCAGAGGAACACGCUGAACCCCGUGUGGAACGAGGACCUGACCUAUAGUGGGAUCACAGAAGAUGACAUCACCCACAAGGUGCUCAGGAUCUCAGUGUGUGACGAGGACAAGCUGAGCCAUAACGAGUUCAUUGGCGAGAUCCGUGUGCCCCUUCGCCGCCUCAAGCCGUCGCAGAAGAAGCACUUUAACAUCUGCCUGGAGCGCCAGGCCCCGCUGGCUUCACCCUCUUCCAUGUCGGCAGCACUGAGGGGCAUCUCUUGUUACCUGAAGGAGCUGGAGCAGGCGGAGCAGGGGCUGGGGCUGCUGGAGGAGCGUGGCCGCAUCCUGCUGAGCCUGAGCUACAGCUCGCAGCGCCGGGGGCUGCUGGUGGGCAUCAUGCGCUGCGCCCACCUGGCUGCCAUGGAUGUCAACGGCUACUCCGACCCCUACGUCAAGACGUACCUGAGGCCUGAUGUGGACAAGAAGUCCAAGCAUAAAACGUGCGUGAAGAAGAAGACCCUCAACCCGGAGUUUAACGAGGAGUUCUUCUAUGAGAUGGAACUCUCUGCCCUGGCCACCAAGACGCUGGAAGUCACCGUCUGGGACUAUGACAUAGGCAAAUCCAACGACUUCAUUGGAGGUGUGUCCCUGGGUCCCGGAGCCAGAGGGGAGGCCCGGAAGCACUGGAGUGACAGCCUGCGGCAGCCAGACACAACCCUGGAGCGCUGGCACACCCUGACCAGCGAGCUGCCCCCCGCGGCCGGGGCGCUCCCCUCAGCCUGAGGGGGUGGCAUCCUGCCGCACAGGCCUGCCCCCCGCAUCUGGGGCUGGGCCCACACCCCACCCUCGCACGUGUUGCACGUUUACACGGGGCGGAUGCCCCGCCUCCCACUACCUGUCUUAUCUUGUGAAGAGUCUCCGUGCCGUGGGUCUGCUGUGAGGGACCGUGGAGCCGUGUUCACAUAUGCAAACGCCCACCCCACUCGCUACUCCUCACAGAUAUGCAACAAUCCUCUGCCCUGCGCCUGCCCGGGGGGCCUCCCCCACCCCGCUGGCCCCAGCUGCUGCUCCUCUCUCCUGCUCCCCCAGG
Molecule: messenger RNA, 1647 nt
Organism: Erinaceus europaeus (western European hedgehog)
Lineage: Eukaryota; Metazoa; Chordata; Mammalia; Eulipotyphla; Erinaceidae
Gene: DOC2A
Product: double C2 domain alpha
Exons: 11
Coding region: 135-1340 (401 amino acids)
Cellular component (GO): membrane
Source: RefSeq, a predicted model, not a curated record